This is a messenger RNA of Actinia tenebrosa (Australian red waratah sea anemone), 3180 nucleotides long. RefSeq lists its product as uncharacterized. The record is from RefSeq and is a predicted model, not a curated record. Gene Ontology annotation, molecular function: RNA binding. Lineage: Eukaryota; Metazoa; Cnidaria; Anthozoa; Actiniaria; Actiniidae.
UAGCGUACCACAUGUGUCUGUCUGGAAAGUCUCGAAAUCUGUAAAAAAUAUCAUAAAUUCUAACCUGGAAAACCAAGAAAAUUACAGUAAAAGACGUAUUCAAGUAAAAACAUGAUGGCAGCCAAGCCUCCUGGACUAGACAAAAAAGACGAUCGACCAAUAAGAGGAAAAUCACCUGAUAGAGACAGAAGAAGGUUGGCAGAAGUGAGAUAUGAAACCAACAGAAUGGACCCACACUCUGUGCGUUGCAGAAUAUUCAUAGGGAACUUGGCUGGAGAAAGGAUGUCUCGCCAGGAUCUAGAGGACAUAUUUAUCAAAUAUGGUCACAUUAGUGGGUGCUCAGUACAUACAAAUUUUGGGUUUAUACAGUUUGAUACUGAAAAGGCUGCUGAUGAGGCAGUGGCCAAGGAAGAUGGAAGAAUGCUCCAUGGCAAGAAACUUGAUGUUCAUUUGGUAUCUGACAAGAGAAGGAGAGGUCCUCCUCCUCCAGAUAUUGGUAGAGGUGGAGGAAGAGGAGGGAGAGGAGGAAGAAGCAGACAUUCACCCCCACGAGAUAGAGGUAGAGAUGAUUUUGGGAGGUAUCCAUCAAGGUUUGAUCAUCCAGAGCCUGAACGCUAUGGCCGCCCAGUAACCCCACCUAGACAUGCUCCAUUUCGAGAACCAUUUGAUCGUCCUGAUGACUACCACAGAGACCGAUACAGGGAUGAACACCCAAGAGAUUCUUAUGAUAGACGUGACCUUCCACCUCCCCCAAGGGGCCCAUAUGACGACAGAAGAGAUCCAUUUGAUUAUCCACCAAGAGGGGAUCCUUACUAUGAUCGUUAUGGUGAUGUGCCUAGGGAUGCAGUACGCAGGGAUGACUUUCCUCGACAUGAAGGUCCCAACAGAGAAGAUGUCAGGAGAGAUGAUUUACGACGAGAUGCUCCACGACGAGAUGAUCCUCGCCGUGAUGACACCUAUAGCCGUUACGAUAGUUACAGUAGGAAUUAUCAAGAUGAAUAUGGUCCACCUUCAAAAAAAUCUCGUCCAGAGUAUGAUGAUCCCUAUAGUAAGCCUGUUCAAGCUCCAACUGAUUGUGUCGUUAUCGUGGUCAGCAAAAUACUGCUUGAUUAUGGUAUGUUGGUUGAGAGAAAGUUCAAGGAUUCUGGUCUAGUGACGGAUCUACAGUUUCUUGGGAUGAGGUCAAUGACAGAGUUGUUAGACAGUGUGACCCGCCAUGGGGUACUCUAUGCAGUUGUUAUCACCAAUCAACAUGAAGUACAUCGAUCCGUGACAGUCAAUAUUCUACAUGGCACUCCUCAAGAGCACAGGAAUAUGCCCCUUGAAGAUGCUUUGAGACUGGUCUCACAAAAUUUUGAACAGUACAUGCAAGACCUUCGUAAGCGAGCUGGUGAACUUGAUAAGGAUAGCACUAAAGAUAAAGAACUGGAGAGAGAACGGGAGAAAGAAAAAGAGGAGAAAGAAAGGGAAAGAGAAAGGGAAAGGGAAAGGGAAAGGGAGAAAGAAAGAGAAAGAGAAAGGGAGAAAGAAAAGGAAAGAGAGCGUGAAAAGAGUUUCAGCAGAAGUUCAUAUUCAGCCCCAACACCUCCUAAACCUGUGAGUCAGGACGGGGAUGACAUGAAAAAAUUGCUCGGCAAAGCUGCUGCUGGUGCUCAACUUUCUUCUAAUGAGCUGUCUAAGCUCAUUGAGAACUUAUCAAAACAACAAAAGAAAGCUUCUGAAAGUCAAGGACCAUCAACUAGUGUGGGAGGCCCUUCCACAUCCAGUCAACCACAACCUUCUUCUGAUGCUCAGUCUAUUGCAAAACAACAAGCUGAUCUGCAAGCUAAGAUUCUUAGUAUUUUGAAUCCCAGUACAUUGUCCAAGGUGUCUAUUGCUGGGCUGACAUCAGUUGCACAAUCAAUUUCUGGUACAUCUUCUGUUUCUUCUGCACAAAAAAAGUCUGCUGGGUCGUAUGGGGUGCCUUCGUCCAAGCCUUCAGCCCCUCUGUUUCCUGCAGCUAAAGCAAUAUCUAGGUCAACAUCCUCAAACAAUAUGUCUGGUGGUGCGUCCUCUGCUGGAGCUGUAUCUGGUUAUGGUUCAGCAGCUGCUGCUCCUGUCACCAAUCAGUAUGCCAAACCUGGAGCUUCUGAAUCAGCAGGGUAUGGAGUCCCUAAGUCAACGCCUGCAUGGUAUAGCGGCAGCCAGACAACCACUCAGCCAAACACAUUUAGUAAGCCAACUGCAACUCAAGAAACAACAUCAGCAAGCUAUUCUACAGGACGCGCCUCUUCCAGCUACGAUGUUCCGAAGGCAUCUCCAAGCAGCUACGCUGUUCCAAAGGCAUCUUCAACAAGCUACGGUGUUCCAAAGGCAUCUCCAACAAGCUACAGUGUUCCCAAAGCAUCCCCUACUAGUUAUGGAGUUCCCAAAGCAUCCCCUACUAGUUAUGGAGUUCCUAAAGCAUCACCUGUGGUUAGAGCACCAUCUCCUGCAGGUAGAGGUUCUCUUCCAAACAAUAGAGGACAUGCACCUACAGCUCGGGGAUCAUCAAUGGCGGCAUCUCAAUCUAGUUCAGCCUCCAGGCCACCACCUUAUGGACCUCCUUCUGGCAGAGGAGGACCCCCACCUGCCUCCAGAGGUGGAAUUUUGGGUGCAGGACCUAGCAGAGGAGGAAUGCCACCAUCACAGCAAGGUAAUACAGCAUCAAGAGGUCCUCCAUCAGGAUUAACGGCAGUCCGUGGAGGCCCACCAAUCUCACGGGGAGGCCCACCAAACUCCCGGGGAGGCCCACCAAACUCCCAAGGUGGCCCACCAAACUUGCGGGGUGGUCCACAUGCAGCUUCUAGAGGAGGCCAUCUCCAGUCCAGAGGACCUGCACCUGGAGGACCUUAUGGCAGAGCUGGGAUGCCUCCAAGUGGUGGCCCUCCACCACGUUAUGGAGUACCAGCAUUCAGAGGAGGUGGCCCUCCUCAUUCCAGAGGUGCACCUAUAACUACAGUUCAAGGAAGGGGCAGACCCCCACCAAGACCUUAUUAAACCUAAUAACAUCAUCUGUAGUAGGGGCAGUGAUGACUAUAUUACAAAUCUAUAGAAACAUUUUUACAAGAAUACUUGUUUUAAGUUUGAAUAGCAUAGUCAUUGGGAAAAACUGUUAUAAAUGUUUGAAGCACAUUAAAACUUGCCAAAGUACACUAGGUA